AUGGCUACAACAAACGGUGCUAUGGGACACCAUGCGUCCUCGAACGAUGCGAUUGCACACACUGACUCGAAGAACGAGCUUCACCGCACGGUGACCCAACUUACAAUCACACCCGAGAUGUUCGAGAAGUUGUAUCUCACGCCGAAAACCCCAAGAUCUGGAGACAACGUGAAGCGUUUCGCGAAUCCCACACCGAUGGGCUUUGUAGGCUUUGUCAUCUCAACAAUGUCUUUCUCGAUGGUCCUCAUGGGGUGGGGCGGCGCUAAUGGUGCCAGCGCUCUAGCGGGAAUGUUUAUGUUCGUUGGUCCCGUGCUACUCAUACUCACCACAAUAUUUGAAUGGAUCAUGGGCAACUUCUUCCCCAUGAUGGUUUGUUCCUUGUUCGCAGUUUUCUGGCUCUCAUUCGGGUUCCUGCUACUCCCAACACUCGAGCUUUCAGCUGCUUACUCUACAACGGGCUCUGCUGCCGAAGGGUCGGUGAGUCAAGCGUACAAUGCCGCAUUGGGCCUCUAUCUCAUCGUCUGGGGGUUUGCAUUGUUUACAUUCUGGAUCUUCACUCUCAAAACCAACAUCAUCUUUGCCGGUAUAUUCUUCUUCGUCACCGUGGGCGCUUGGAUACUUAGUGCUGCAUACUGGAAAGUCAGCCAGGGGAAUUUCGAUCAGGCCAUGAAGUUGCAAAAGGCGGGUGGCGCUAUGUUGUUCAUCGUUGGACUGCUGGGCUGGUAUAUGACCUUCGUUAUCAUGGCAGCAGAGAUGAGACUCGCGGUGAAUCUACCUGUCGGAGAUCUGUCUCAUUACUGGCAUAAGACGGACGUUGAGAUGGCCGUGGCUGAGAAAGAGAAUUGA
Cyphellophora europaea CBS 101466 is the source of this 846-nucleotide messenger RNA. RefSeq lists its product as uncharacterized. The transcript is spliced from 6 exons. Gene Ontology annotation, cellular component: plasma membrane. Lineage: Eukaryota; Fungi; Ascomycota; Eurotiomycetes; Chaetothyriales; Cyphellophoraceae. Bases 1 to 846 code for a protein of 281 amino acids. The record is from RefSeq and is a predicted model, not a curated record. Gene Ontology annotation, molecular function: acetate transmembrane transporter activity.